CAGGGGAUUGUGCCUGGAAAAUUGGUGUUUUGGAGCAAAUACUGGAGUUUCAGUGCUGCUGGGAUAAGGGAUUUCCUCCUGGGACUGCCCUUCCAAAAAGCUGUGGAACCUCAGGAAGGCCAGGAGAGAAACCCGAGCCUUGCCACGAUCCCAGAUCCAUAUUUCAUCCUCCCCUUCCUGGCACCAGCCACUCUCUGCUCCCCUUUUCUCCAGAGCAGCAGCGGGACACGCUGGAGCAGCCUCAGGUAGCCCUGGAGACUGAGGAGCCACCGGAAUCCUGAUCCUGGGCAGAGAAAAUCCAUGGGGACUGGAAUGAGCAAGAUUGUCACCGGCCUCUACCUGGGGAAUAUUCGUGACUCGGAGGACCAUGAGAACCUGCUGAGGAACGGGGUGACCCACAUCCUGUCCAUCCACACCGGUGCCACGCCGGUGCUGGAGGACAUGACCUAUCUGUGUAUCUCGGCCUCGGAUUCAUCCAGUCAAAACCUGCUGCAGCAUUUCAAGGAGUGCAUCCAGUUCAUCCACGAGUGCCGGCUGGGAGGGGGAGCCUGCCUGGUGCACUGCCUGGCCGGGGUGUCCCGCAGCAGCACGGUGCUGGUGGCAUACCUCAUGACAGUGACAGAGCUGGGCUGGCAGAGCUGCCUCGCUGCCACCAGGGCCUUGCGCUCCUACGCCUGCCCCAACUCCAGCUUCCAGCAGCAGCUGCAGGAGUACCAGAGCACCCUGCUCCCCCAGUACCGCGCCUGGAUCCGCCGGGAUUAUGGCAGGAACCCCUUCCAGGACCAGGAGGAGCUGCAGCAGCUGCUGAGCUGUGGGAAUCCAGAGCUUCCCUCGGGCUGCCCUGGGACCCUGGCAGGGGACAGGAACCCCCCUGGACAGAGCCCCCAGAGACACUGGCUGUGAUCUCUGCCCAUGGAAAAGAGUUUUCAAUCUCACAGGGUGAAUUACAAGCUCUGAGUGUUUGAUAUAAGUGAUAAUUAAGUGUGGUACGGGUGCAAUCCGAGGUGGGAGAUGGAGAAUCCACCUUGUCCUCUGCUUCCCUGAGGAAGGAGGGGUGAAUCCCGGGAUUUGGGGGUGCUCUGAGCCUCAGCUGGCACCCAGUGGGAUGGGGAGAGGGGCUGCAGGUGUUUUGGGGCUGCCCCUUGCUGUGCAUGUCCUUGGCAGGUGAAUAUCUGACAUUUUCCUUAUCCCAACCCCAGGAAUAAGGGGAAAGGGAAAUCCAAAUUUACCUUUUAGCUGGCAUUUUCCUUAUCCCAAUCCCAGGGAGGGGGGAAAAGCAAUUCCAAAUUUACCUUUUAGCUGGAAUUUUCCUUAUCCCAACCCCAGGGAAGGGAGAAAAAGCAAUUCCAAAUUUACCUUUUAGCUGGCAUUUUCCUUAUCCCAACCCCAAGGGAUAAGGGGAAAGGGAAAUCCAAAUUUACCUUUUCACUGGCAUUUUCCUUAUCCCAACCCCAGGGAUGAGAGGAAAUGUAAAUCCAAAUUUACCUUUUAGCUGGCAUUUUCCUUAUCCCAGCCCCAGGGAGGGGGAAAACCCAGCAGUGCCUGUCCCACUGCCUCCAUCCCUGGAGCCAGAGUGGGUUUGUGUUUCCCCUGAGCCCCAUCUGAAUGUCCCUGCUUGCCAAAGAAACCAAAAAAAGCUUGGUUGGAUUCACUCAACCCACGGACCAAUUUAACUCUGUCCCUCUCCAAAAGCCUUUUUAAUACCUAAACCCUGUGGCCAUGUCCAGUUUUUCAUCCCAAACUCGGAUUGUGCUUUUCCAGAGCUUUGUUUGGCAGGAAUUCCUCCCAUCUGCCUUACAAGGAGGGUCCCAUCCCGUGGAUUCAGCCCUUCCACAUGGAAAACCUCAACCCUUCCGUGCCAUUUCGGCCUUUUAUUAUAAUUACCCUGUUUGUCCACUCAAAAAUCUCUGCUCUGCAAUUCCUUCUAAGAAAAAAGGGAUUCAAAACAUUUCUAGGAAUUCUCUUGAUGAAGAUUUUCGGGUACUCAUGGUGUGACAGCACCAGGGGUGACUCAGCCAGCUCCUAAUAAAAAAGAGAGUUAUUAAAUCCUGAGGGUGCCUGGAGUUGAUUUGUGGUGUUCCUGGUGGGAACACAGAGAUGGACUGAAAAAACCACCCUGCUUCCCAUUUUCUUGAUGAGAACCACCAGCAAGAUGAAAAGAUUUAAAUAUUCAACAUUUAGCCAUGAUAUAGAAUUUCAGGGGAAAAAAAAAAGUGUUUUUUCCUUAUUUAUUUAGAUGGAGAAAAAGGUCCCUGUGGCUGUUAUUCCACGUGGAAGUAAAAAGGGAAAGCAAUUAAUGAGAUGGAGGCUAUUGAUGGAGAGGGCUGAAGGGAGGCUGAGCAAUCAGCUCAGGGAUCAAUAUUGGAUUUAAAACCUCUGUUUUCAUUUUAAGAAGCAGCAAAAAUAGAACUUGCAGGCAGGAAGAGAAAAGAGAAGACAGCGGGAGUUAAUAGGAAGUCAUUGGAGAUGGGUGAUAAGCAGAGAUUAGAUGUGCUGGAGGUGUGAUAAGCUCCACAGCCCGGGUUUCAAACAUUUCAAACACCCCCAGGGAACCACAGCACCAAAGGCAGGGCUGGGAAAAUCCCCCAGAUUUGGGGAAUCACAGGGAAUGCUUCCCCAGAGCAGCACCCCCUCCGUGCCUGACAUCACAGCCACAGCCAAGCGCAAAAAUCCCCUCCUAACCCGAAUUUCCCAGGGUUUCCGGGCUAUCCCAGCUGAAUAUAUCUAUUUUUCUGCUCUGCCUUCCAUCAGCAGGACCUGAGGUGGCUUUAGGAGUUCUGGGAGCUGGGAGGCGAACCCCAAACAGGGAUCCUCCUUGCCCCAGGGAAUUUGGAUUUACCUUUCCAGGCUGCCUCUGAAGCUGCUGAGCCAAAUUGAAGGUGGGAUGAUGAAGUCACCUCGCUGCAUUGCAGUGGAUUUCCAGAGGGGAUGGAGAGUUUGGUUGUGUGCAGACCCUUUAAAAUAUCACAAAUUUCCCAGAAUUUUAACAAAACAAAGAGGUUUUUACAGGAGGGGCUCUGUCUAGCAAGGGGAGGUGGUGAUGCAAAGCCCCACCAAUAAGCAAAGCUCAAAAUUGUAUUUUUGGUCAAAAAAGAACAUGAAUCCUCCUGGCUGUA
This is a messenger RNA of Taeniopygia guttata (zebra finch), 3116 nucleotides long. RefSeq names its product dual specificity protein phosphatase 22-A. The record is from RefSeq and is a predicted model, not a curated record. Gene Ontology annotation, biological process: signal transduction; protein dephosphorylation. Gene Ontology annotation, cellular component: cytosol. NCBI's taxonomy places the organism in Eukaryota, Metazoa, Chordata, Aves, Passeriformes, Estrildidae. Gene Ontology annotation, molecular function: protein tyrosine phosphatase activity.